UAGCAGCGGCGCAUUCUCGCCGUGUUCUAUCCAAACAAUGACUCCUACUACGGAGCGGAGGAAAGCACGCCAAUAGAAUGCCUCUGACGGCACCGAUUUCGCUGCUAUUCCGUCCCCUCACUUAACAAAACCAUGUGGAUACCUACGGAGCAGGAAAAAUACGGCGUCGUGCUGGCCAGUUUCCGAGGUACCGUCCAGCAUGGCCUCCCGCUAGAAAUCGGCGACACGGUGCAGAUCUUGGAGAAAUGUGAAGGCUGGUACCGAGGAUUCAUUCUGAAGAAUCCAAAUGUCAAGGGUAUCUUCCCAUCCAGUUACAUCCACCUGAAGAACGCCCAUGUCAAGAAUAAAGGGCAAUUUGAGACGGUCAUCCCCGUGGAGGACACGGUCAUCACCGAGAUGACGUCGACCCUGCGGGACUGGGGGGCCAUGUGGAAGAGGCUCUACGUGAAGAACGAAGGGGAUUUGUUCCACCGGCUUUGGCACGUGAUGAAUGAAAUUUUGGACCUGAGGAGGCAGGUGCUGGUGGGCCACCUCACACACGACCGCAUGAGGGACGUCAAACAGCACAUCACAGCCCGAUUGGACUGGGGCAACGAACAGCUGGGUUUGGACCUGGUCCCGAGACAGGAGUUCAGCAUGGUGGACCCGGAUGAAAUCAGCGUGACAGAGCUGUACAGACUGAUGGAGCACCGGCAUCGCAAGAAGGAAACGCCGACGCCCGCCAGCACCCAUCACUUGUUUGUCCACGUCAAGAGCUUGAUGAGCGCCAAUCUGGGGGAGGAGCUGGAGGUCUUCUUCCACAUAUAUGAUGGGCGGGAGAAUCGGCCACUUAGUGAAAGGUUCUUUGUCCGGCUGAAUAAGAGCGGCUUGCCCAAGUCCCCAGAGAAGACGGAAAGACAGUGCACACUAUUUGUGGAUCUGGGAAGCAGCGACCUACGGAAAGAUGUCUACAUUGUUGUGCACAUGAUAAGAAUAGGGAGAAUGGGCGCCGGAGAGAAGAAGAACCAGUGUAGCGUUCAGUACCGCCGGCCGUUUGGCUGCGCCAUCGUAAGCAUCGCCGAUCUGCUCACGGCAGAUUCCAAGGAUGACCACCUGCUCAAGGUUUACGCGUGUAACACAGAAAGUGAGUGGCACCAAAUCCACGAGAACAUCAUCAAAAAGGCCAAUUCGAGGUACAACCUGUCUGGAUCCAACACAGGGCUGGCAGUGGCUCUCCAGCUCCUCCACGGCGACAUCGAUCAGCUGAGGCGGGAGUACAUGGUUCUGUUCACUCGCGGCGUGUCCAUCACCAGGAAGCUGGGCUUCUCUGAUGUCAUCAUGCCAGGAGAGAUGAGAAAUGACCUUUACAUCACACUGGAGAAAGGAGAGUUUGAAAAGGGUGGGAAAAGUGUCGCCCGUAAUGUGGAGAUCACCAUCUACGUGCUGGAUAUUGAUGGACAAAUCCUCAAGAGUCACGUGGCCGCAGGUUCCGGUGAACCCGGUGCGGACGAGUACCACUCCCUGGUGCUGUACCACAACAACAGCCCUCGCUGGACGGAGCAGAUCAAGCUGCCCAUCCCCGUCGACAUGUUCCGGGGGUCGCACGUUCGCUUCGAGUUCCGACAUUGCUCCACUAAAGAGAAGGGGGAGAAGAAGCUGUUCGGCUACUCCUUUGUCCCCCUGAUGCAAGAGGACGGAAGGACUCUGCCAGAUGGCACGCAUGAGCUCAUUAUCCAUAAGUGUGAAGAGAACACCAAUUUGGCCGACUGCACACGUUAUCUGAAGCUGCCUUUCUCCAAGGCCAACAUCCCGUCCAACAACCAGACACUGAAAGGCACCAAGGAGUCUUUCUGGAUCACCAGCUUCCUCUGCUCCACCAAGCUCACACAAAACGGCGACAUGCUGGACCUGCUGAAGUGGCGAGCGCACCCGGAGAGGAUCAACGACAGCCUCUCCAAGCUGAAGGAGAUCGACGGCUCGGAGAUUGUCAAAUUUCUGCAAGAUACCUUGGACACACUUUUCGGCAUUCUGGAUGAGAGCUCACAGAGAUAUGGACUCAAGGUGUUUGACUCGCUGGUUCACAUCAUCAACCUUCUGCAAGACAGCAAAUUUCAGCACUUCAAACCAGUGAUGGACACCUACAUUGAAAGCCACUUUGCAGGGGCUCUGUCAUACAGGGACCUGAUCAAAGUUCUCAAGUGGUACGUGGACCGCAUUGUGGAUGCCGAACAUCAGGAUCACAUCCAGCAGGUCCUCAAGGCCAGCGAGUACAUCUUCAAGUACAUCAUCCAGUCCCGUCGCCUCUUCUCCUUGGCAACAGGAGGCCAGAGCGAGGACGAGUUCCGCGUCUGCAUCCACGAGCUCUUCAUGUCCAUCCGCUUCUUCCUCUCGCAGGAAAACAAAGGCACAAGUGCGGUGGCGCAAACGCAGGCGGUCUUCCUGCGGACCUUCCCGGCGGUCUACGGCGAGCUCCUGAAGAUCUUCACGGUGCGAGAGGUGGCCGGCUUCGUCAGAGAGACGCUGGGCAGCCUGCCUACCAUCCUCCACGCCGACUGCCCCUUGGAGGCCGUCAAACUGCAGUGCCUUGCCAAGACGGUGGAGAGCCAGCUUUACGUUAACCCAGAAUCGAGGUGCAUCCUGUUGCCAGUGGUGCUGCGCAUCCUGCAGGCCCACAUGCAGGAGCAGAAGGACCUGGUCAUGUGUGCGCGAAUCCUCACCAGCAUGCUGUCGCUCAUCAAGAAGGAGGAGAAUGGCACUUCUGAGCCAAUCACCUCUGAGGAGGUGGACCUGAUAGUGGAAAGCCUGCUGGGAGUGUUGCUAAGGACCAUCCUGGAAAUCAGCAACCGACCACAGCCUGCUGGGCCUGCGAUGAGACUGCAAUUCCAGGAUGUCACUGGGGAGUUUGUGGCGUGUUUGCUAGCGCUCCUGCGACAGAUGAGUGACAGACACUACCAGCAGCUGCUGCAGGCAUUCAGCAGCAAAGAUGACUUGAGGGACUUCCUUCUUCAGAUCUUUACCGUCUUCAGGAUCCUAAUCCGGCCUGAGAUGUUCCCUAAAGACUGGACGGUCAUGCGGCUGGUCACCAACAAUGUCAUCAUCACCACCGUCCUCUACCUCUCCGACGCCCUGAGGAAAAACUUCCUCAAUGACAAGUUUGACUACAAGGUGUGGGAUUCCUAUUUCUACCUGUCUGUGUUGUUCAUCAACCAGCCCUGCCUUCAGCUGGAGUCUUUCUCUCCCUCCAAGAGGAAGAAGACUCUGGAGAAGUAUGGAGACAUGAGGGUGAUGAUGGGCUGUGAGAUCUUCAGUAUGUGGCAGAAUUUAGGGGAGCACAAGUUGAGCUUCAUCCCGGCGAUGAUCGGCCCCUUUCUGGAGGUGACGCUCGUCCCGCAGCCCGACCUGAGAAAUGUGAUGAUCCCCAUCUUCCAUGACAUGAUGGACUGGGAGCAAAGACGCAGCGGCAAUUUUAAACAGGUGGAGGCGAAGCUGAUCGACAAGCUGGACAGCCUGAUGUCGGACGGCAAAGGAGACGAGACGUACAGGGAGCUCUUCAACAGCAUCAUUCCUCUGUUUGGUCCGUACCCUAGCCUGCUGAAGAAGAUCGAGCGCGAGACCUGGAGGGAGAGCGGCAUCUCCCUCAUCGCCACCGUCACCCGAUUAAUGGAGAGGCUGCUGGACUACAGAGACUGCAUGAAGCUGGGUGAAGUCGAUGGCAAGAAAAUAGGAUGCACCGUCAGUUUGCUGAACUUCUACAAAACAGAGCUGAACAAGGAGGAGAUGUACAUCCGCUACAUCCACAAGCUUUACGACCUCCAUCUCAAGGCGCAGAACUACACAGAGGCGUCCUACACCCUGCUGCUGUACGACGAGCUCCUGGAGUGGUCGGACAGGCCGCUGCGGGAGUUCCUCAACUACCCCAUGCAGAGUGAGUGGCAGCGCAAAGAGUUCCUGCACCUCACCAUUGUGCAGAACUUUGACAGAGGCAAGUGUUGGGAGAACGGCAUCAUCCUGUGCAGAGAGCUGGCGGACCAGUAUGAGUCCUACUAUGACUACAGGAACCUCAGCAAGAUGAGGAUGAUGGAAGCCUCUCUCUAUGACAAGAUCAUGGACCAGCAAAGGCUCGAGCCGGAAUUCUUCAGGGUCGGAUUCUACGGGAAGAAGUUCCCCUUCUUCUUAAGGAACAAGGAGUUUGUGUGCCGCGGCCAUGACUACGAGAGGCUGGAGGCCUUCCAGCAGAGGAUGCUCACCGAGUUCCCGCAUGCCAUCGCCAUGCAGCACGUCAACCAGCCGGACCAGACCAUCUACCAGGCGGACGCGCAGUACUUGCAGAUCUACGCCGUGACCCCCAUUCCCGAGAGCCAGGACGUGCUGCAGCGAGACGGCGUGCCCGACAACAUCAAAAGCUUCUACAAGUUCAAUCACAUCUGGAGGUUCCGUUACGACCGUCCCUUUCACAAGGGCACCAAAGACAAGGAGAACGAGUUCAAGAGCCUGUGGGUGGAAAGGACGACCUUGACCCUAGUCCAGAGUCUUCCCGGCAUCUCACGGUGGUUCGAGGUGGACAAGCGAGAGCUGGUGGAGGUGAGCCCGCUGGAGAACGCAAUCGAGGUGAUCGAGAACAAGAACCUGCAGCUGCGCACGCUCAUCACGCAGUGUCAGAGUCGGCAGAUGCAGAACGUCAACCCCCUCACCAUGUGCCUCAACGGGGUCAUCGACGCCGCCGUCAACGGGGGGCUGGCCCGCUACCAAGAGGCCUUUUUUGUCAAGGACUACAUGAUGAAUCACCCCGAGGACGGCGAGAAGAUCGGCCGCCUGAGAGAGCUCAUGUUUGAACAGGCUCACAUUCUGGAAUACGGCCUGGCUGUCCACGAGAAGGUGGUCCCCCAGGACAUGAGGCCUCUCCACAAGAAGCUGGUGGACCAGUUCCACCUGAUGAAAUCCAGCCUGGGCAUCCAGGAGUUUCCGGCUUAUGUGCGUGCGAGCCCGGUGCACUUUACCAAUGGAAGCCCGCGCACGUGCAGGAACUCGGUGCCCAGCAUCAUCAGCCCGGACGGCGGUAGAGGGGUCGCCAGACGAAGCCUGCUCAGCUACCCGGCGGUGAACCGCUACUCGUCCUCCUCGCUGUCCUCCCAGGCGUCCAACGAGGUCAGCAACAUCACAGGGCAGUCAGAGAGCUCGGACGAAGUCUUCAACAUGCAGCCCAGCCCAUCUACCUCGAGCCUGAGCUCCAACCACUCUGCCUCGCCCAACGUCACCAGCUCAGCGCCCUCUAGUGCCCGAGGUUCGCCGCAGAUGGCGGAGAAACACAAGCAUUCCAGAGAAAACGCCUGCCUGUCUCCCAGAGAGAGGCCCGUCAGCGCCAUCUUCCCCAACCCUCUGGACCCCACGCAGAGGGCUGCUCCUCAUCAUAUAGGUGAUGCCACUUUACCCCGCAGUGACCCCAACCUCUCAGCUCCUGACAAAGUGCGAGCCACGCCCAGUAGCUGGAGCCUCGACAGCGUCAAAGAGGGCGUCAUGUCCUUCUCUGACCCUGUCGGCAAGCUGCUAUGCCCUCCCAUCCCUCCCAGGCCACCGUACGCAGGCUCUGCGGCGAAAAACAUGAGGUCCCAGUCGCCCGUCCUCAUGUCCAGGUCGCCGCAAAAGACCACCGUGCCCCCCUUCACCCCUUCGCCCACCGAGUGCCAUUCGUCCAGCCUGGUCUCCAACUCGCCCGUCCUCUCCGGCAGCUACAGCAGCGGCAUCUCCUCCCUCAGCCGCUGCAGCGUCUCCGAGGCGUCGGGCAACGAGUUACCCGCCGUCGGCGACCUGCCCGCGCAGCCGGCCACCACCCCCAACUCGGCCCCCGACGAGCCCAUCCGCAGGGAGAACAAGACGCCGCCCCCUUACAGCGUCUACGAGAGGAACAACCCCCGCCGGCCCGUACCGCUGCCUCACAGUCUCUCCAUCCCCCCGCAGACGGACGCUCCAGCCCUGCCUCCCAAACCUCACCAGCUGCGCACGGGCAGCAUGAAGCUGGACGGAACCUCGGACCCUCGGGUGCCCCGACCGAGGCCUCUACCGCGGAAGGUGUCUCAGCUUUAGGUGCUGGGAAGACGGAACACACUGGCAUUAUUUGCACUUUUAGGGCACUCACCUGCUUUUUCUUUAGUUUUUCUAUUGACCAACACACUUUUGAUAGGUGUCAUCAUGGGAAAUAUAUGUAUAGGAGGAUAUACUGGAUUGGUUUUGCCUUAAUUGGGAAUCUUGCACGUUUUUUUUGUACAUUUCUACACUGUAUGGUGCUUGAGGAGGAGCAUGCACUUUGACUCAAGUGUAGUAACGUGCUCUCGUCAUAUCCACACUAGCAACGGCUCACAAUCUUUUUACUUUACAGCGACAACGUUUCAGGGUAUCUGGGCCCCCCCACUCCCCCCCGUAGACUUUUGCACUUUUCGUAACAGGACCAAACAAAAACGCAAAUAUCAGCUUUUUUCUGCAUGCUUCAGAGCCUGCAUGACCUUAAAGGGGCGGGUUACUACUAAAGUAUUGUGCCAAAGGAAAAUGCACAAUUUAAAGCAAGAUUCUCCUUUUAAAUUGGUGCCAAGGAACCCCCAAAAUGCUCUAAUCUGCUGUAAUUUAAAGCACAAGUCUAUCAUUCUCGACAAGUACUGUUAUGUAUUCUCUAUUGGACAAUUGGAGUUUAAAAAUGCAUCGGUCACAUGUGUACAGUUUCACUUUUGUAAGCAAACGGCAUCAUAUUGUCAAGUCUGAAUUUUAGCAGCCUGCAUUUUUGAGAAAGGUGGGAUUAGUGGGCGCUCUAGUAUUGUUUGUAUGUCUCUUUUUUGGGGGGGGGGUUGUGAAUGUUUAUUUUCACAUGAAUCAGUUCUGGAGAACCUGUAAAUUAUGCCAUAAGAUUAAUGUAAGUAAGCCAAAUAUAAAAGAGAAAAAAAAUGUGUAUUGCAAUUUAUGUAAAUAGUGUGUUUUUAACGACAAAAGAACAAACAAUGUAGUUAUAACAAUUUACAGCUUUGAAUGUAAUGUUGACGCAGCAAAUGAUGAUGAUUAUUAUUAUUAUUGUAAAUGUUUGAUGGUUUUUGUGAGUGUAGAAAAACAAAGGUCAUACAUAAAUGGCGUCCUAACACAUUUACAAGUUCAAUAAACUGUCCAAUGUAGACGAUGUGUUUGCGUUAUUAGAUCUUUAUUCAGAUUGAUAUAAAAUCACAUUAUGUUAUCUUGUGUUCUGUUAGUGCUAGCAUCAAAGCUAAUUACUGUUGAAUAUGAUUUGUAUGUAAAAAAAAUUGCGCUUAAUAUCACGGUAUGAAGGCGAUAACAAGAAAUGGAGUUGUAAAAUGCUGUAUGCCAGUGGUUUCACCAUCAUCUCCCACCAUCACCCUUCAGUGGCCACCCAAAUUGUGGAAAUCUCCUCCUCCUCCCGCAAAAAGUGACGAAAAUUGUAAAAAAAAAAAAAAAAAAAGGUAAAUAUUUAAACACUCUAGCACACGUCUAGCACAGGAAAUAUGCAUUUUUAUUUUUUGCGGCGUUUUGGUGCCACGAGCACUUUAAAGCGCUGUAUGGAUUUGACGUAGUGCGAAAUAACACGGCCUGCCAGCACUAAACAAGUUGCAUGAUCAGUUCUGCAACAAUACCUUUUCCGAAGUUUUUUGAAAAAAAGUGUGUGUGUGAAAGUUUUCAGUCCACGUUAUCUCUGGGGAGUUGAAUCAGAGCGUUUGCACAUGGACCUGGACGAGAAGUGAAACAAGUUAAAAAUCAACCGAGUCCAGUUUCUCUGAUUUAUAGUGCAUGAAAGCCCAUUUCUGCCACUGAAAGAAAAAUAUAUCCCAAUGGUAAACCAUAAUUAUGAGAUAAGAAAGUCAUAAUUCUGAGUUUAAAAACUACAAAUUAUGAGAUUAAAUAUCAUAAUUAUGAGAUAAGUAAAAACUGAGUUAAAAAGGUCAUAUUAAUGAGAUAAAAAGUCACACUGGAGCCUUCAUCACAUGCGCACUUUGUAUCAUAAUUUUUUCUCAUAGACUUUUUUUUAAUCUCAUAAUUUCAAUUUUUUAUCUCAUAAUUUUGACUUUUUUGUCUCAUCAUUUUGACUUUUUAUUUCAUAAUUAUGACUAUCUUAAUUUAAACUUUUUAUCUCAUCAUUUCGACUUUUUAUUUCAUAAUUCUGAUUUACCACUGGGAUUUUUUUUUUCCAGUGACGGAAACGGGCUUCCAUAGAUUCAACACUCAGUAGGGUAAAUGUAAUAACGGCAGCAGACUGUACCUGGUAGUCUUCAUUGUGGGCGGAAUUUCCCCGCGUAACACAGCGUGAGCUUUCCGAUAUGUAGCUACAGUAUCUAGCUGCGUGUCGGUGAGACGGCGCCUUAAGUCCACACUCGAUCUUCUCCUCCCGGUCAAGCUUGACCAACUCGCCCAUGAACAAAGCACGCACUUCGUUGAGGCGUAGCAAGCGAAUAGCCCAGACAUGAGGUGCGUUCAUGGACAUCGGGUCACUACAAUUUUUUUUCAAAGACCCCGCGACCCACCAUUUGAGAAUCCCUGCUAUGCUGCAUUUUGCAAUCGGCGAUAAUUACCACAAAACCACUAUUUAUGUCAAGUAACAACAGGUACAUGAAGCAGAUAACAGCAAAUGAAAGGUCAACAAUGAGGUGGGCACAGAUUCUCCAUUGCAAAAUGGCCACCAUGUACUCACUUCCUGUCCUGACUAGAAACAAAGUAAAUUGUGAGGUGUUGUAAAAUAACUGAAGACACCUGCUACUUGUUUACCUUUUAAAUUACUUUAUUUACACUUGGACUCAAUGAAUACAUAACAGGUACAUCCAGUCUUAUUUCAGCUGCAGUCAUACUAGCUUCACGCUAGCUACAUUUUGCCAUUUUGGUGGUUUUUAACGUGUUUUGUGGCGUCCAUCUUGUAACUGCAAAGCUGGACUACUUGUGUUUGUUUUUUGUGUUAGCCGCAUACAGUAGUUUAGUGUCCGUUGUAUUCCACUGCGUCUAAUUACAGUACAUUUAAUUUGCCUUUCAAAGCUUUAGAAUUGUGUUGCUUUGUAAAUUGUGUAUCUCUCUUGCAACUCAUCAUAAUUACACACGCUUGGCUGUAAUUUAGCAACAAUUAUCAUGUCAGGAAAGCGUCGCAUGUUAAUUGUACAGUCUCCUUGUAGAAUCAUCUAUUCCAAAUGGAGAGAUUAUGGAGGGAUGGCUGCAGUUGCAUAGAACAAAGGCCUAAACAAGAGGUAAAAACAGCAGGUAAAAAAAGAAUACUAUAGCUGGAAGGCAUGCACUUGUAAGAGCAGGUAAAUAUUAUGAGCUGCUGUAAUUGUAAACACAUUCAGCACUUUUCUUGGGGCAUUCAUUACAUCCAGCGCGGGCUUUCUGCAGAGCACGUUUAGCCCCAUUAUACAAGCACUAAACAUCCUCCAUUUAUAGCAUUCACCGGUAAUGAUACAGAAUUAUCAGGAGCGGUGCUGGGUAUUAAUGCUGUGCUGCCUGGGGUGAAUUUUGGAGAACACACAGCCACAGAGAAACCCAAAGGUGUUUGUCUCGCUCUGCAAAUCUCUCCAGGGAGAAUGGAAGCUUUUUUUUCCAAAAAAAGAAAAAAGAAGAGCGUUUUCAUCUCCCUGCUCUAUUCCCAUAUAUUGUGUCUUCUCGUAGUUUUAUUAGGGAUUUUUCACCUGGCGGCUUCAAAGGCUACAGCUUGUUUUUAGUGGCGUCAUGAGUGAAGUUUAAUUUUUUGACUGGCGCCGUCCUCGGAGGACGCCUGCCAUCGAACGGGGGAGAUGACAGCCGGGUUUGGAGUGCUUUGAAAGCGGAAUGAGACGAGAAAAAAAGGCAUGAGGGAAAUGCUGUUGCGUGAAUGGCUUAGAGGAUGCGAACGCCAUUUUAGAAACGAAUGCGCCUUUCGGUGUCAGGCGCGGUUCAGGCUUUUGGUUUGCAACACGGUGUGAAUGGAAUUGAGAGACGUUGAUUAAUAUUAACUCAUUCAAUCCCAGACGUUUUUCAAAAGACAACCCCUUCAGUAUUACAUCAAUAUUUUGACUAUUGAUUAUGACUUCAUUCUCGAAAUCUCUGAUUUUUUUUCAGUGUGGCCCUGAUAUUCUGUUGUAAAAAAAAAAAAAAGUUAUCUAUGUAAUAUUAUGAAAAACAAAUGAAACAACGAAUAAAGUUGUAAUUUUUGGAAAAUUAGGCUGUACAAAAAGUCAUAACGUUACGAGAAUGAAGUCAAACUAUUUUGGGAAUAAAGUCAUAGUCGCGAGAAGGCAAUUUACAAAACGAAAGUUGAAAUAGUUGGAAAGUUACAAAAAGCAACAGCAGAAAUGGGAAAAAAAACUGCUGUAAUUUUACAAGAAAGUUAAAAAGAAAAGCAUUAUGAGAAAAAAGUCAUAUUCCAACGAGAAAAAAUUAUUGUGGGAAUAAAGUCAAAAUAUUAUGGGAAUAAUAUUAUGAGAAGAAAAUUUACAAAGAUUAUUUUAGGAGAAAGUUUCAAUAUUUGGGAAAAAAAGGCAAAAAUGGGGGAAAAAAGAGCAAAGACCGAAGUUGAUGCUAAUAAUUAGCUUUUUCACCUGUAUCACAAAGCAGAGAUGCAGUUUUUCCUUGAAAUAUACAACAAAAAUGUCAUUUUUCACUACGUGUGUGGAAAAAGUUUGCAUUCAAUGAACUGGUGUAUUCAUGAAUUAAUGACACAUUUGAGUCAUUAUUCCUUAUUUCAUGAAUUAACGGAAUUCAUUCAUUAAUUUAUUGAAUUAUGGACACAUUGAAGUCCUGAUUUAUUUAUUUGCUUCUGUCCCAUUUGAUCCUCCGCAAAAGUGAAAAUGAAAACCGACUUUUGGAAAAGUUCGGCCAUGGUUUGCCUGGGAGUGUGGAGAUGGGAGAGGCGUGGGAAUGAUAAGGCGUGGUGAACCAGCGUAGGCUGAUUGCUGCAUGAGGAUGCAGGCUUCGUGUUUUGUUAUCACUCCUGACAUGGUUUACUACCGGGUUCAAAAGUGCACGUGAAAAUGCCUGCCUAUCUGCCUGCUGCUCCCUCUGCAGGCUCCUAUCAUCGGAAGCUU
Messenger RNA from Dunckerocampus dactyliophorus (ringed pipefish), 11009 nucleotides. RefSeq names its product dedicator of cytokinesis 4b (gene dock4b). NCBI's taxonomy places the organism in Eukaryota, Metazoa, Chordata, Actinopteri, Syngnathiformes, Syngnathidae. Gene Ontology annotation, biological process: small GTPase-mediated signal transduction; cell chemotaxis. The record is from RefSeq and is a predicted model, not a curated record. The coding region runs from base 133 to 6060 and encodes 1975 amino acids. Gene Ontology annotation, cellular component: plasma membrane; cytoplasm. The transcript is spliced from 53 exons. Gene Ontology annotation, molecular function: GTPase activator activity; guanyl-nucleotide exchange factor activity; small GTPase binding.